Messenger RNA from Pieris napi, 1529 nucleotides. RefSeq lists its product as uncharacterized. Lineage: Eukaryota; Metazoa; Arthropoda; Insecta; Lepidoptera; Pieridae. The transcript has 4 exons. Bases 117 to 899 code for a protein of 260 amino acids. The record is from RefSeq and is a predicted model, not a curated record.
UGUAUACUUGGUAGGUAUUGGCGCAUGCGCUCUCAUCCCUCAUGGACCAAAAUUCAAGUGUUACAAAAUAAGUACAGCGUCAUAGUGCUUUGUGUAAAAAUUACUAAAUACUACAAAUGAUGUCGUGUGGGGCAGAAUGUCUGUCCCUUGGCCCUCCGCCGGAUUCAAUCAUGCAUAUGCCCCCACCGCCUCUACCGGCCUUCCUCGCCAACAUGGCCAACUUGACACCACCCUGCAGAGCUUCGAAGUGUCCCCCACUGCUCAAUAACGAAGACAACUCAUUGUUUCCCGGAGUUGAGUACCACGAGUUACCACGACAUGAACCAGCUGCAUCUGACGACACAUGGUUCCUGGUGCUUAUUACUUGCUGUAUUGCAGUGCUGUGUAUUGCUGCCGUUUUAGCGAUUUUUUUACUGAAAUGUAGAGAAGCACGUGGUGGCUGUAAAAGCGGAACGGGUAAAACAAGCGGAUCCAAUGCGCUCUAUGGUAGUGCUGCCCUUGACUCCCGAGUAUUGUGGGCUGCCCUCACGCCAAGAGGAACUCGACACUUCGUCGCCGAUACUUACCCACACGAUGAAACUGAGGACCAUCAUUAUGAAUGUGUCGAACCACCUCUAUACAAACUUGGACCGCCAGAAGAUUUAGCCAUCACUAGACAUUACACCGUCGAGUAUGAAGACCCUGCUCCAUUAAUCGAAAGUUAUUCCGAUAGAACCGAAGAAUACUUUAGGAAUGGUAUGGAUACACUCCGUCGGGGAAAUAGACCACUUGUUUCAUCUCCUACCAGAAUUGAAAGACCCAAUUUGCCGCCAUUAAAUUUACAGCCUAGAACGCUAAGACGCCCGCCACAUUCACGACGUGUGAGUGAUGCAAAUAACUCCGAAAAAUCGGCUAUCUGAACCGAAAAUGGCGCGGUCUUUUCCGUCGCCGAUUCAACCGAUAUCGACUAUGAAUGGUCCAUCGAUUCUAAUGUUGAUAGACUUGUCUAAAUGUCUUUCACUUCGUAUUUCUUUUAAAUAUAAAAAUCAUAAUGACCACUUCUUUGGCGAAAAUAUUUGUAUUUAGUUAUCAUUAGAUAAUUUAAUGAUUUCGAUUGACUAAAGAAAAAAUACUUUCGUUAUUCAUAAGACUAUAUGAAUAACGAAUAUGAAUAACUAUGUAUUAUAUAAUCCAAAAUUACAACACAUUCAUGAGCAACAACAAUAAAUAGAAAUUAUUUAAACACUACCUAAGCAUUUUGAACGCUGCUGAAUAUUAAUGGAUCUUGCUAGCGUAAAGGAGCCAACCAGCACCGGCAACAUAGUUUCUUUUAUAUAGAUAUAAAUAGAUAAUAAUUAAUGUAAGUUGUCACCCUAGUCUAAUUUUCAACUAGUCACGCUGGAUUAUAUUAUAUAUUGUUGGCUAGAUAAGUUAGUAGGUAUCUAGUAACAAAUAAUUUUAUUUGACUGUUGUAAUAACAAAUAAUAUUUAAACGUGUAGGUAACUAGUUAUAAGUACAUAUAUGUGAAUUAAUAUUGUGUAAAUAGCCU